AUGCCUCUGACUGACUCAUGCUGUACUUGCGCCACGCUCCUCUCGGACGCAAAGGUGCCCUACGACCCUCGCUCAGAGAAGUCACUGUUCCAUCACCGUCAACUUGAUUGCUGCUCCCGAUUCAUAUGCGCGACAUGUCAGUAUAAGAACCCUCGGUUUCAGGCCUACUGCCCAUUCUGUCAGAUAUCGUCUGGCCCGUCUGCAUUGCCGAGAGAAGGGCUCCGACUGCCACCCUCAUACUCUACGACUGCAACUUCAAGAGGUUCGAGAAGGGCAGAAUCGCCACCACCCUCUUAUGAUGAUUCGAUAGGACCCUCGCGGACGACAGAGCAAAGCACAGGCCCGCCAGCCGACACCGACGACACUGUUCAUUUCGUGGGGUCUGAAGACUCGUUACAAUCGUUAUCGCUGGCCUACAAAGUGCCCCUCCAAGUCCUGCGUCGCCACAAUAACCUCUAUUCUGAUCAACUCCUCGCUGCCCGCAAGUGGAUUCUCAUCCCUCGAUCCCACUACACAGGUCCUCCUUUGAGUACACCACCAGAUGCAGAAGAGGAAGAGCGCAAGACAAAAUUGCGGCGGUGGAUGAUCGCUACAAAGUGUGCAAACUACAAUGUCGCCCAGUUGUACCUCAAGGGCAGUGACUUCAACCUGGAGCUUGCAGUGGAGGCGUUUAGGGCGGACGAAGAAUGGGAGAAAAAUAAUCCACUGAAAGGGAAGGCCAAGAGUGGCGGAAGGCAUAGGAUAUCCCAUGGAACCAGCGGCAGCAUUUCUCAGCAACUGUCGUGA
Messenger RNA from Fonsecaea nubica, 786 nucleotides. RefSeq lists its product as hypothetical. The transcript has a single exon. Bases 1 to 786 code for a protein of 261 amino acids. The record is from RefSeq and is a predicted model, not a curated record. NCBI's taxonomy places the organism in Eukaryota, Fungi, Ascomycota, Eurotiomycetes, Chaetothyriales, Herpotrichiellaceae.